Molecule: messenger RNA, 3990 nt
Organism: Hylaeus anthracinus
Lineage: Eukaryota; Metazoa; Arthropoda; Insecta; Hymenoptera; Colletidae
Product: methanethiol oxidase
Exons: 8
Coding region: 2410-3843 (477 amino acids)
Molecular function (GO): selenium binding
Source: RefSeq, a predicted model, not a curated record
ACGGGCAAACGUGCGCGACGGAUCGUGUUCGUGCAUUCCAGCGUCGCGCUUUUAAUAAUAGAUGAAAAACGUGGGCGUUUGGGCCGAAAAAAGAACGAAGACAAAGCGUCAAGGGUCGAGCGUCGGAUGUAUGCAAGACUUGGAGACUGGAGUGCGCGGAGUGCGAAUCGCGGGGAAAGAAUGCAGCUUAGCUCGUCGCUCGUUCAUUGUUAUACGCGAUUCUAGAAAUGUUUGCGAACGAAUCGAUAAGAAUCGGAAUUUGAAUGCCAUUGGGCUCGCCAGGUUUCUGCGUCGGCGUCGGCGUCGACGUCGACGUCGACGUCAGCAUCGCUGUCAAUUGGGCAAUUAAGAGACAAACGGAGAUUGAAAGGAAAGUGUACGCGACACGGAAUAGAGGAACCUCGAGACGCGGGAGCAAAGUCAGUUGGAGAGACGCGGCGAGGGAGAAGAGAAUUCAUGAGAGAGGACCGUCUCGAGGGAAAGAAAGGUGUUCGGAGAUCAGCUGAACGUCGAAAGUAACGAGCGCGAAUAAGUACUCGUCGAUGGAAUCCCGGAGAACCGUGAAAUGGGAGUGUCGAGAGUAAUCGUGGACCAAGAAUCAUUCAGAAAUGACGACGUUCGCGCAAAAGAGCCUCUUGGGUUUGACGAUACUGACCACCGUUGCUUUGCUAGCUUUGCUGGCUUCGAAAAGAUUCGGUCCCGAACCGCGAAAAAGAGAUGGGAUCUUGCUCGAGAUGCUUAACAACGUUAGCACCGAGUUGGACAGACUCGACUCGGGUUACGACGGUAUAACCACGCAGAUGGAUGUUGCGAAAGUUCGUUUGGCGCAGUUGAUCACUUUGCAUCGCGAGAAUCUUCUGGUAUGCGCGAUACUCCGGGAGAGGCGAAACAAAUCCAUCUCGGGAAGAAUAUCGGAAACCGACGGGACGAGGUCGCGCGGUGGCUUCCAGUGAACCGCUCGAUCCUCUUCAGCGUCCGAAGGAUCCAUCGGCCACGUCGGUUCCUCUUCCUUUCCUUCCCUUGUUGUCUCUUCGGGCAUCGAUUCUCCUCGCGUCGAUUACUAUUGAGUCGAGUAUAAAUUGCCCUACCGCGUGAAUCCAUGUAUACAUGUUUGCGAAAUCCAUGCAUAAUGGAGUUGGCAGCUUGGCGGAGGAAAAUCACGCGUCGUUUCGUGCGGUCGCGUCAAUUAGAAACGCUUGGCACGUUCUCGUGACGACGUGACGUUAUCGCUCUUCCAGUGUUUGCAAUUUUGCAUUAUUCGUGGGACCUGCCUCUUAUCGCGGGGAUCACUCCUCCUUUAUUAUUGCAUUCUUUGAGUCGACACGGUCGAACAUUUGGUCGAACGGUGCUGCUCCAGAGUAAUAUUUUGUUAUAUUAAAACGUGGGAGAUGCCUGUGGAAUAAAAGAAAAAAAAAGGGACGUUGACUUUUCUUGGUAGUAAGUAUACGCGUAAAUAAAUGUUGUUGACCCUCGCAGAGGUCAUUCAUGAAUCGAUGCAAAAUAAUGUUCUACGGUUUUCCAAUAAUUCGGCUGUGUAAGGUAUGCGAGACCUCACCAAGGUGUGAUAAAUAUUCGCUAAGAGGGACCCAAUUUUAAUUACCAAGAAAAGUUAAUGUCUUCCAACGUUUUAUAUAUUUUGCAAAUAAUAAAGUAAAGUAACUUGUUUGAUAUUGUUUACACUAGCCUGUUGUAUCAUUUAAAAUUCUAUUAACGGUACUGGCUGUGUUAACUUAUAUUUUUCACGGACAUAACGAUUAGAUAUAUUUAGGUAUCGAUGUUAAUAGCAACGUAAGAAAUGCACGGAAGCACGAUAAGGAAAUUGAAGUAGAUUUAUUUAUGUAUACGUUUCUAAGCGAAAGAUGUAUUCGCUUGAAUUACCGAGAGAGAUCAAUAUUUUCUAACAUUUUAUGUCUAUUACGAUAGAUACUAAAUAAAAUAAUUUACUUGAUAUAAUUUACCAUACGCUGUCGUAUCAUUUAUAAUUCUAUUAACGCUACUGGCUGUGUUGAUUUAUAUUUUUUACGGAUAUAAUAAUUAGAUUUCGGCAGCGAUGUUAAUAGAGUUGUAAGAAAUGCACAGAAGCACGAUAAGGAAACUUUAGAUAACAGAUUCCCCUUUAUCUCUUCAACUACCAUCACUGCCUUAGUUCUGUAACGUGCCAACCGUGGCGCUGGGAAUUCAUUUAUCAAAAUAUCUGCGCAGUAGAAAAAAAAUGUCAUUAUCGUUAGGCCGCAAAGUAGCUUUAAUACUAACCAAGAGUACUCUGUGGUUAGGCAAUCGAGAUACUACAACUUUCCCGCUUUCCCUUUCACUUUCUUCUCAUUCCCAACGCAUCGGUCUUACUGUUCUCUACUCUAACCGUCACUUGAUACCAUCAAGGUCGUCCAUCGUUCAGCACCGACCAGAAGAAUGUCAGGAAAGACAGGUUGCUCUAGCUGCGGCGGCCCUGGUUACAGAUCGCCCAAAGCGGCGAUGACGGAAGGCCCACGCGAAAAGCUAAUGUACGUCGUCUGCAUUCAUACGGAUCCAAACAAAUCGGAUGUUUUGUCCACCGUCGAUGUGGAUCCUGCUAGUCCUACUUACUGCAAGAUCAUUCACAAACUGCGCAUGCCUCACGUCGGCGACGAGCUGCAUCAUUCCGGAUGGAACAUUUGCAGCAGCUGUUACGACAAACCGCGAAAGCGCGAUACUUUGGUGCUUCCAUGCCUGAUGUCGGAUCGUGUCUACUUUAUUGACACGACCAACGAACGGACGCCAUCCAUCAAAAAGGUAUUGUCGCCAGCAGAGGUGAAUCAGUACGGAGUAUCAACGUUGCACACCAGUCAUUGCGCGCCAACCGGAGAGAUUAUGAUUUCCACGUUGGGCAAGCUGAACGGCGACGGAGACGGCAAUUUUCUUUGCAUCGACUCUGAAACACUCGACGUGAAAGGCACGUGGGUAAUGGGAGAGAAAAAGGCAGCCUUUGGAUACGAUUUUUGGUAUCAACCGUACCACGACGUGCUCAUCGCUACCGAAUGGGGUGCACCUAGGGUUUUCAAAAAAGGCUACGAGCCAGGUGCCAGCUCCGAUCCUGCGGUGUACGGCAGGAGUUUGAAUUUCUACUCAUGGAGCGAAAGAAAGUUGAAACAAACGAUAAACCUGGGCGAAGAUGGGAUCGCGCCUCUCGAAGUAAGGUUCCUUCACGAUCCAAAAUCCAGCGAAGGACUCGUGGGAUGCGCGGUCACGUCGAACGUGUAUAGAUUUUACAAAACACCAGAAGGAGGGUGGUGCUCUGAAAAGGUCAUUCAAGUACCGCACAAGCAAGUCGAAGGCUGGAUUGGUUCGCAGAUGUCAGGAAUGAUAACCGACAUAUUGAUCAGCCUUGACGAUAAGUACUUGUAUUUAUCCAACUGGCUUCACGGAGACGUCAGACAAUAUGAUAUUUCCGAUAUCAAGAAUCCAAAAUUAACGGGCCAAAUCUUCCUUGGCGGCUUGAUUCUGAAUGAUUCAAAGGUUCGCGUGGUUAAGGAUGAGGAAUUGACUGCACAGCCGAGUCCUGUUUAUGUCAAGGGACGUCGGCUCUAUGGUUCUCCGCAGAUGCUUCAACUGAGCCUUGAUGGAACACGCUUAUACGUGACCACUUCCAUUUUUAAACCAUGGGACAAACAAUUUUACCCUGAACAUGUCAAGAAUGGUUCGACGAUGGUCAAGCUGGACGUGGAUGUACAAAAUGGCGGUUUGAAACUUGACAAUCAAUUUUUGGUAGACUUUGGCGAAGAUAAGAAUGAUAUAUUGCUUGCACAUGAAAUGCGCUAUCCUGGAGGUGAUUGUACAUCCGAUAUAUGGUUACCCGAAGAUUUGUAGAUUCGUCUAAAUCAAUUUCCUCUGCAUUCUUCGAGAUAUCACUGAUUACGUGCCUGUUAUCCGAGGCAGAUACUCUUCUACUCAAUAUACGUAAAGAUUGGCAUAUUUUGUACAUAAUAUUACAAUUAAAGACUAUUUCUUCAGUCA